AGCUGACGUCAACAGGUAGGACCUUUUUGAAAGGUACGAACGAUAAGAACGUAUGGACACAACAGAGACACAAUUGAGCGUAACUGUAACAAUCUGCUGCUUCAGCAACGAAUUUGUCAAGCUAGAAUUUCAGCUAAUAAUUGAUGGGUGUUCGUUGUUGAAACAAAAAGAGGCUGAUUCGGAUCGGAUCAAACAUGCAAGCAAGUGGAUUUUCCAGCUGGGCAUAAUUCGCAAAUGGCCAUUACGGAAUAGUCUACCGCCGGAUUGCGUCAUACGGACCCAAAGGCGAGAGGCCCCAAGGCAACAUUGUCAAGUGAAGUUGGUGUUGUUUAUCGAGAUUCAAUUGAACUAGUUCCUACGUCCUCCAUAUCAACGUUUUCCCAGAUCCAAUAAAUCAGUGAGUCACGUGUCUAGAUUACCUGGUUGACCCGUCAUUUCAC
Messenger RNA from Dicrocoelium dendriticum, 440 nucleotides. The record is from the annotation of a GenBank genome assembly. NCBI's taxonomy places the organism in Eukaryota, Metazoa, Platyhelminthes, Trematoda, Plagiorchiida, Dicrocoeliidae.